Messenger RNA from Ustilaginoidea virens, 1626 nucleotides. RefSeq lists its product as uncharacterized. Gene Ontology annotation, cellular component: mitochondrion; cytoplasm. The transcript is spliced from 3 exons. The record is from RefSeq and is a predicted model, not a curated record. NCBI's taxonomy places the organism in Eukaryota, Fungi, Ascomycota, Sordariomycetes, Hypocreales, Clavicipitaceae. The coding region runs from base 1 to 1626 and encodes 541 amino acids. Gene Ontology annotation, molecular function: histidine-tRNA ligase activity; ATP binding. Gene Ontology annotation, biological process: histidyl-tRNA aminoacylation; mitochondrial translation.
AUGUGUGUCGGGUCCGGCAUGCUGUUUGCGCUGAACAGACGCAUAUACCAAACUUCAUUCGUGCAGACGAGCACGUCGUUUGGUGCUUUGGUUUUACGCAGUUUCAGGUCUUCUUCUCCCCCCCUUGGACAAACAACUCGAGCUUUUGCGACGCGCGAACAAGAAACGAUGGCGACCCCGGACGCCAAGGCGUCCCGCGCCCCGGCGGUCACGCUGAAGACACCCAAGGGCACGAGGGAUUGGAGUGGCCAGGAUAUGCUACUCCGCGAGGAAGUCUUCAAGAUGAUUACCGACGUUUUCAAGAAGCACGGCGGCACUCCUCUGGACACUCCAGUGUUUGAGCUCAAGGAGAUUCUUUCUGGCAAAUACGGCGAGGAUUCGAAACUCAUUUACGAUUUGCAGGACCAGGGUGGCGAGCUUUGCUCCCUGCGUUACGAUCUGACAGUCCCUUUCGCCCGGUGGCUGGCCAUGAACAAUAUUCAAUCGGUCAAGCGCUAUCACAUCGCCAAGGUCUACCGAAGAGACCAGCCGGCCAUUGCCCGGGGACGAUUCCGCGAGUUUCACCAGUGUGAUUUCGACAUUGCUGGAUUGUACGACCCUAUGAUUCCUGACGCCGAGGUUCUGCGAAUCAUCGUCGAGGUGUUUGAGGCUCUGAAACUGGGUGUCUCCAUCAAACUCAACCACAGACAAGUCCUCGAUGGUAUGUUUGCUGUUGCGGGUGUUGCGCCAGACAAAAUCCGAACAAUCAGCUCCGCAGUGGACAAGCUAGACAAGAUGUCCUGGGAGGAAGUCAAGAAGGAGAUGGUUGAGGAAAAAGGCCUUGCUGCCGAGGUUGCUGAUCGAAUUGGAGAAUAUGUCCGCCACGCCGGCACCAUCUCUGAGACACUAGCACUUCUCAAAUCCAAGGAAGAGCUAGUCGCAAACGAACAGGUCAAGCGUGGCCUGGAAGACAUGACUCUGCUGGCGUCCUACGUCGAAGCCUUUGGCAUCUCUGACAAGAUCUCGUUCGAUCUCUCACUCGCCCGAGGCCUUGACUAUUACACGGGCUUGAUUUAUGAAGUCAUCAACCUGCCUCCCAAACCCGAGGAAGGUUCCAAGACUGGGAAAAAGUCCAAGAAGGAUGACCCUGCCAGCCAGGUCGGGAGCAUUGCUGCUGGUGGCCGCUAUGAUAACCUAGUAGGCAUGUACGGCAAGAAGCAGAUCCCCUGCGUCGGUAUUUCAUUCGGAGUUGACCGUAUCUUCACGAUACUGGAGGCCCAACGCCAAAAAGAGGGCCUCAAGCAGAAGCGUGACAUUGACGUGUACGUGAUGGCCUUUGGUGACAAAGAGUUUACCGGUUUGCUCACCGAGCGAAUGUCGGUUGCUCAGAGACUGUGGGACGCAGGCAUUCGUGCCGAAUUCUCUCCCAAAGUCAAGCCCAAGCUGCCCCAGCAGUUCAAAGCGGCCGAGGGUGUGCCUCUGGGCGUUAUUCUGGGUCAAGAAGAGCUCGCUGCUGGGCAAGUCAGACUCAAGGUCCUAGGGCAAAGGGAGAAUAAGGGGGACGAUGACAAGCCGGCGGAAAAGGAUGACGGAAAACUGGUUGCAUUGGAUGAGCUGGCGGAUGAGGUGAAAAAACUGCUGGUUUAG